GUCACAGGCUUCCACGAUGGCUGUGCAUCGAAAUGGUCUGGUCAGAAUUCUCCUGCUGUCUGUAUUGCUCCUGCUCUCUGUCAGUCCAGCCAUGGGCUAUAAUCGUCUGCCUUACUUUCUCAAUUACUUCUUCGACAACUUCUUCCUGAUCUAUGAAGACACCCCAGUAGGAGCCUCGGUGACCCAGCUGCUGGCCCGGGACCCUGAUAAUGACCCACUGGUGUUUGGGGUGGUGGGGGAGGAGGCUACGCGGUAUUUCGCAGUGGAGAGCAGCACAGGGGUGGUGUGGCUUAGACAGCCCCUAGACAGAGAGAUGAAAUCAGAAUUUCAAGUGGAGUUUUCAGUCAGCGACAAUCAAGGGGUGAUCAAAGGCACAGUGAAUAUCCAGGUGGGGGAUGUGAAUGACAACGCUCCGACUUUCCACAGCCAGCCCUACAGCGUGCGGAUCCCAGAGAACACCCCGGUGGCGACUCCCAUCUUCAUAGUGAAUGCCACGGACCCUGACCAGGGCACGGGGGGCAGUGUGCUCUUCUCCUUCCAGCCCCCCUCCCCGUUCUUUGCCAUCGAUGGGGCCAGAGGCGUGGUGACUAUCAUCCGCCUGCUCGACUACGAGACCACGCAGGGCUACCAGCUCACCGUCAACGCAACCGACCAAGAUAAGACACGGCCACUGUCCACACUGGUAAACCUGGCGAUUACCAUCACAGAUGUGCAGGACAUGGACCCAGUCUUCAUCAACCUGCCCUAUAGCACCAACAUCUAUGAGAACUCCCCUCCCGGAAGCACGGUGCGCAUGAUCACAGCGAUUGACCAGGACAGGGGGAAGCCUCGAGGGAUUGGAUAUACCAUCGUAUCGGGUAAUACCAACAGUAUCUUUGCUCUGGACUACAUCAGUGGGGCGCUCACUCUGAAUGGACAGCUGGACAGGGAAAAUCCUCUCUACACCUCUGGAUUCCUGCUCACUGUCAGGGGAACAGAGCUGAAUGAUGACCGCACCCCCUCAGAAGCCAUGGUAACAACCAGCUUCAACAUCCUGGUCAUCGACGUGAAUGACAACGCGCCACAGUUCAACAGCUCUGAGUACCGAUUGCGCAUCACUGAGCUCGCCCAGGUGGGCUUCGCGCUGCCCCUCUUCAUACAAGUGCAGGACCUGGAUGAGGGACCUAACAGCAUGUUCCAGGUGUUCCUGACUGGGAACAACUCGGACCACUUCAUCAUCUCCCCCACCUCUGUCCAGGGCCAAGCCGACAUUCGCAUCCGUGUGGCUGAACAUCUGGACUUUGAGCGUCUUUCCAGCUACCGCUUCUCAUUGCUGGCGAACGAGACUGCCUCUGAGCAUGCUGGCUUCGCCCGCGUUCAGAUCGACCUCAUCAACGAAAACGAUAACCGACCCAUCUUCACCAAAUCGCUCUACAAUGCCAGCCUGUUUGAAAAUGCCACUGUAGGGACAGCUGUCCUGCAGGUCCUUGCCACAGACGGGGACUUUGGCACCUUCGGAGCGGUCAACUAUUUCUUCAGCGAUGAGCCUGAAAAGUUUUCUAUUGACAAGGACUCCGGUCAGGUGACCCUGAUGGGACGGCUGGAUUUCGAGCUGGCCCAGCGCUACACCCUGACGGUGAUCGCACGGGACGGGGGCGGGGAGGAGACCACCGGCCGCCUGCGGGUCAACGUGCUGGACGUCAAUGACAACCCACCCACCUUCCAGAAAGAGGGGUACCUGGGGUCUGUACGGGAGAACGAGCCCACGACUGUGCAGGUCACUCGACUCCGAGCUACAGAUGAAGACUCCCCACCCAAUAACCAGAUCACCUACACCCUCACCUCAGCAACUACCUUCCAGAGCUACUUCGACAUCUCUGUCAUCGAGGGCUAUGGAGUGAUCAGUGUGACACGCCCCCUGAAUUACGAGCUGGUUCCGGGCGGAAUCAUUUACCUCACCGUCAUGGCAAAGGAUGCUGGGAAUCCGCCCCUGAACAGCACGGUUCCAGUCACCGUUGAGAUCUUUGAUGAAAACGAUAACCCACCCACCUUCAGCCAGCCUUCGUAUGUCAUCACUGUGCCUGAAAACAUCAUCGCAGGUGCCACCGUCCUGUUUGUCAAUGCCACGGAUUUGGACGCGUCUCGUGAGUUCGGGCAGGCGUCUCUCAUCUACUCCCUGGAGGGAUCCUCGCAAUUCCGCCUCAACACUCGCUCAGGUGAGAUCACGACCACCUCGCUGCUGGACAGGGAACAGAAAUCAGAGUACAUCCUGAUUGUCCGAGCCGUUGAUGGAGGGGUCGGGCCCACCCAGAAAACCGGCAUUGCCACGGUUAACAUCACAUUGUUGGACAUCAAUGACAACCCCCCAGCGUGGAGAGAUGAGCCCUAUAAAGUGAAUGUUGUGGAAAUGUCUCCGAUUGACACUGAUGUUGUGACAGUUCUGGCUGUGGAUCCAGACCGUGCUGAGAACGGCUCUGUGGUGUACAGCAUCAGCCCGUCCAACAGAUUCUACACGAUCAACAGCACCAGCGGAAAGAUCCGCACCACAGGGGCCAUGCUGGACCGAGAGAGCAGGACAGCGGGGGACCUGGAGCUCAUGAGGAGGAUCGUGGUGUCUGCCAGGGACUGCGGGACUCCCCCACUGUACGCCACAGCCAGCACCACCGUCCAGGUGAAUCUAUUGGACUUGAACGACAAUGAUCCCGCCUUCCAGAACCUGCCAUUCAUUACCGAGGUGCCAGAGGGUCUGCCCAUUGGCUCUUCUGUCUACCAGGUGUCUGUGCUGGACCCCGACGAAGCAGACAAUGGGCUGGUCAGUUUUCUGAUGCAGGUGGGGAUGCCGCGGAUGGACUUUGUGAUCAACGGCUCGACUGGUCUGGUGACCUCCACCGUGGUGCUGGACCGGGAGCGCACUGCCGAGUAUUACCUGCGCGUGGUGUCGAGGGACGCGGGGCAGUUCCCACGCAGCUCCACCAGCACUCUCACCAUCAGAGUACUGGAUGUGAACGAUGAGACCCCCACCUUCAUCCCCUCCGUCUACAAUGUGACCCUGCUGGAGAGCGUCCCUCGAGACCACACUGUGACCCAGCUGAGCUGUACAGAUGGGGAUGCGGGGCUCAACGCAGAGCUGAGCUACUUCAUCACAGACGGGAAUCAGGACGGAAAGUUCAGUGUUGGUUUCAGGGAUGGGGUUGUUCAGACAGUGGUCAGUUUGGACCGAGAGACCCAGGCCUCUUAUUCCCUCAUUAUAGAGGCUAUAGACAAUGGUCCUGCGGGGAGCAGGCACACUGGCACUGCCACUGUGAACAUCAUUGUGCAGGAUGUCAACGACAACCGACCCAUCUUCCUACAGAACAGCUACGAGACCAGCGUGCUGGAGACCAUACCAGAAUCAACCAGUAUAGUGCAGGUCCAAGCCACUGAUGCAGAUGAAGGAGAGAAUGGGAGAGUCCUGUACAGAAUUCUGUCUGGCAACGGCAACAGCAUGUUCCGUAUCCAGAGUGGGACGGGUCUGAUCUCCAGGGGACAGCUCCCCCUGGAUCGGGAGGCCGGCGCUUCACACAUGCUGGAGGUGGAGGCAUACAAUAGUGACCUGGGCAGCAUGCGGAGCACAGUGCGGGUGAUUGUGUAUGUGGAAGAUGCCAACGACGAAGCGCCCGUCUUCACCCAGCAGCAGUACAACCGACUGGGGCUGAGAGAGACCGCAGGCAUCGGGACAUCCGUCAUUGUGGUCCGAGCCACGGACAGAGACACAGGGGACGGCGGAGCGGUGGCGUACAGCAUCGUGUCGGGGGCGGACAAUAAGUUUGAGAUUGACGUGAGCACAGGGCUGGUGACCACGCUCGAUUACCUGGACUACGAGACGAAGACCAGUUACCUGAUGAACGUGUCGGCCACAGACCAGGCGCCCCCCUUCCACCGCGGCUUCUGCAGCGUGUACGUGACCCUGCUGAACGAACUGGACGAGGCCGUGGCCUUCUCCUCCCUCGCGUACGAGACCGCACUGCCCGAGAACAUCGCCACGGGGACCGAGGUGGUGCAGGUGCAGGCACACUCCGCCGACAACCUCAACCAGAUCACCUACCGCUUCGACCCCGACACCGCCCCCCCCGCGCUGGCGCUCUUCAGGAUCGACAGCGUCACUGGUCGGAUCACAGUGACUGGGCUGCUGGAUCGGGAGAAGGGGGAUUUCUAUAUGCUCACUGUGGUGGCUGACGAUGGGGGGCCCAAGAAAGACUCCACCGUGGUGUCCAUCACCAUUCUGGAUGAGAAUGACAACAGCCCGGAGUUCGACAUCACUUCUGAUUUGUCGGUGGACGUUCGAGAGGACACACCCCCUGGAAGGAGGGUGGCGGUCGUGCUGGGGAGAGACAGAGAUGCUGGGAGGAACGGACUGGUGAACUUCACCCUAGUGGCAGGAAAUGUCAAGGAGGCCUUUGAGAUUCGCACCAUCAACAACACGUACGGAGAGGUGUACAUCGUGAGACCACUGGACAGGGAGGCCAUCGACCGGUACCUGCUCACUGUGCGCGCGACGGACAAUGGCUCCCCUCCUCGGCGGACUGACAGCGGGCUGACCAUCAACGUUCUGGACGUGAACGACAACCCUCCAGUGAUCCAGAACCCAGGAAGAUAUAAUGUCAGCAUCAACGAGAAUGUGGGAGGAGGCACGGCUGUCAUGCGUGUUCAGGCUACGGACCGGGACAUCGGUUCAAACGGCAUGCUGUCGUACUACAUCACCCAGGGCAACGAGGACCUGACCUUCCGCAUGGACAGGGUCACUGGGGAGGUCGUGACCCGACCGUCACCCCCAGACCGGGAGAGGCAGCAGUUCUACCAGCUCUCCGUCACUGUAGAGGACGACGGCACCCCAGCACUGUCGGCCACCACCACCGUUUUCGUGACCAUCCUGGAUGAGAAUGACAAUGCCCCAGUCUUUAAGCAGCUGGUCUAUGAAGCCACGUUCCGAGAGGGUCCCAACACGGCCAACUCUGUCAUGCUGACAGUCAGUGCCACGGACCGAGACCAGGGGCUCAACGGGACCGUCCUGUAUCACAUAGCGGAGGGGAAUGUGGACAGCACCUUUUACAUCAACAGGACCACAGGAACCGUGGUCACACUGAGAGAGCUGGACUACGAGGUCAGCCAUGGACGCUACACCCUCAUCAUCACCGCCACUGACCAGUGUCCGUACCCUUCACUGAGACUGCAGUCCAGCGCCACGGUGCUGGUUAACGUGAUAGACAUCAAUGACGUGACGCCAACCUUCCCACACUCCUUCGAGGGGCCCUUUGACAUCACUGAGGGCCAGCCGGGCCCCCGGGUGUGGACCCUGCGAGCUCAGGACGAAGACUCGGGGCCCAACGGGCAGGUGGAGUACAGCAUCAUGUCUGGAGAUCCCCAGAAUGAGUUUGUGAUCUCCCCGGUGGAGGGGGAGCUGCGUGUGCACAGGGACGUGGAGCUGGACCGUGAGAACAUUGCCUUCUACAACAUCACAGUGCAGGCAAAGGACCUGGGCGUGCCCCCACGCAGCAGCACGGUGCUGGUGAGCGUGCGGGUGCUGGAUAUCAACGACAAUGACCCGAUACUGCUGAACCUGCCCAUGAACACGAGUGUCAGCGAGGGUGCCCCCGUCUCCACCUCGGUCACCCGCGUGCUGGCCUUCGAUGGGGACAGCGGCCGCAAUGCUCUGCUGACCUUCAACAUCACAGCCGGAAACACAGACAACGCCUUCUACAUCAAUGAGACGACAGGGGUGGUUUUGGUGAACCGGCCUCUUGACCGGGAGCGAGUGUCCGAGUACAGACUGACCGUCACCGUAAAGGAUAACCCAGAGAACCCGCGCAUCGCUCGCAGGGACUCUGACUCUCUGCUGAUCUCUGUCUCCGAUGAGAAUGACAAUCGCCCACUCUUCACCGAGCCCAGCUACCGAGCCCAGAUCUCUGAGAACUCCCCCGCAGGCACUCCAGUCUUGGUGCUGAAUGGUCCCAUCCUGGCUCAGGACAAUGACCUGGGCCCCAAUGCAAUGGUUACCUACCGGCUGCUGGGGUCAAGACUGGACCUCUUCACUGUGGACAGCAGGAGAGGCGUGGUGUCUGUCCGGGGGGGAGCGGUUCUGGACCGGGAGGCCCUCUCAGACCCCAGGCUGGAGCUGCUUCUGGUUGCAGAGGAUGUAGGCCAGCUGAACAGCUCAGUCUCUCUGAGCAUCACGGUUCUGGACGAGAAUGAUAACCGACCCAUCUUCAACCCGGCCAUACUGAGUGUGAGGCUGCAGGAGAACAGCCCGGCUGGUGUGGUGGUCACCCAGGUGUCGGCGAGUGAUGCGGACUCGGGUGCGAAUGGCUGGCUGACGUACCGCAUCGAGGGCGGGGCCCAGGACCGCUUUGUGAUGGACGCCAGCUCGGGGGCACUGCUGGUGGGCAACGCCAUGCUGGACCGCGAGGAGCGUGACUCGUACCGGCUGAUCGUGGUGGCAUCAGACCACGGCACCCCCCCCUUGUCAGGCACCGCCACCCUGUCUGUGGUGCUGGAGGACCUGAACGACUCGCAGCCUGAGUUCCUUAUCCCCGUCCAGACCGUCAACAUCAAUGAGUCCACCCCGCCAGGGGCCGUCAUCACCCAGGUGACUGCCACCGACCUCGACCUCCGACCCCGGCUGGAAUAUUACAUCAUUGAGAUCCAAGCCAGGGACGACACCAACUCCCUUGUGGCAGGCCAGCAGGACGUGUUCGGCAUCGACCUCCACUCCGGCGCAGUGUUUGUCAGGACUCCACUGAACAGAGAGCUGGUUGCUACGUUCGACAUCACUGUCUCCGUUCACGACAACGCCAGUGAUGUAAUCGAACAGUCUGUCAGUGUUCCAAAUGCCCGAUUGAUGGUGAACGUUCUGGAUGUAAACGACAACACCCCGAGGUUCCGUCCCUUCGGUGUGACCAACUUCACAGAGAGGAUCCUGGAGGGGGCUCGUCCCGGGACCACUCUCAUCUCCGUCUCGGCUGUCGACCCGGACAAAGGUCCCAACGGGCAGGUCACCUACCAGCUGCUGAACCUGCCCCUUGGGGGGUACGUGAGGCCCGAGGACCCCAGCACAGGGAAGAUCAUAGCGAACCGGACGGUGGACUUCGAGCAGGUUCAGUGGCUGAACUUCACGGUGCGAGCUCAGGACCAGGGCGCUCCCCCGCGUUUUGCAGACCUGCCCGUCUUUCUGCAGAUUAUUGACAUCAACGAUAACAACCCCGUCUUCAGCCAGCCGUCCUACCAGAAAUCUGUGUUUGAAGACAUAGCUUUGGGAACGGUCAUCCUGCGGGUCAGUGCUACGGACGCAGACUCGGGUCGCUUCGCUCUGAUCGAAUACGGGCUAGUCGAUGGAGAAGGCUGUUUCGGAAUGAAUCCCUCGACGGGGGACAUUUACAUUCUGUCUCCACUGGACCGCGAGAAGAAAGAUCACUACACCCUGACCGCUGUGGCCAAGGAUAACCCUGGGGACAGUGCCAGCAACCAGAGAGAGAACUCAGUGCAGGUGUUGGUGACUGUCCUGGAUGUGAAUGAUUUCCGACCCCAGUUCUCAAAGCGUCUCUACAGCACCAGCGUGUUUGAGAACGAGCCCGGGGGGACCUCCAUCAUCACCAUGUCAGCCACUGACCUGGACGAGGGGGACAAUGGAGUGGUCACCUACUCACUGCAGGGGCCUGGCGCUGAGGCGUUCUUGAUGGACCCGGACUCUGGCCUGGUCCGGUCUCAGCGGCUCUUGCAGUCCUUCGAGCAUUUCAACCUGACAGUUGUGGGGACGGACCGGGGGCUUCCCCCCCUGUGGGGCACCACGUCUCUGCAGGUCGAUGUCAUUGAUGUGAACGACAACCGACCCGUCUUCGUGCGGCCUGCCAACGGAACCAUCUUGCACAUCCUGGAGGAACAGCCCCCGGGUCUGGUUGUGUACGAGGUCUUUGCGACGGACCGUGAUGAGGGUGUGAACGGGGAGGUCCGAUACUCCUUCCUGCAGACGGGGGCCGGCAGCAAGGACUGGGAGAACUUCAGCAUCGACCCUGUCAGCGGGGUCAUCACCACUGCCGUCCGGCUGGACCGAGAAAAGCAGGCACUGCACAACUUGAUUAUAGUGGCCUAUGACCUGGGUCAGCCGGUGCCCUAUGAGACCACACAGCCCCUCCAGGUGGCGCUCACAGAUAUCGAUGACAAUGAGCCAGUGUUCCUCAAGCCCCCGAGAGGCAGUCUCCCCUACCAGGCUCUGUUUGUCCCAGAGCACUCCAGUCCUGGGGUGGUGGUGGGGAAUGUGACGGGGGCUGUGGACGCAGACGAUGGCUCCAACGCGGUCGUCUACUAUUUCAUCGCAGGAGGCGAUGGCAGGAAUAACUUCCAGCUGACCCGCGACGGGGUGCUGAGGGUCACGAAGGACAUGGACCGCGAGGUCACGCCCUUCUACUCCUUCAUCGUCAAGGCAUCCAGCAACCGCAGCUGGAGCCCGCCGCGAGGUCAGAGGUCAUCAAGGCAGCGCGCCCUGAACCCCAGCACUGACCCCACGCUGCAGGAGGUGCGAGUCUUCCUGGAGGAUAUCAACGACCAGAGCCCCGUGUUCCUCAAGCCAGAGUACACCGCAGGUGUGGCGGCCAAUGCGAAGGUGGGCUCUGAUCUGAUCCAGGUGCAGGCUGUGGAUACUGACAUGGGGAACAACAGCCUGGUCCUCUACCGCAUCCUAGCCAUCCGCUACUUCAAACUGCAGUCCAACGACUCCGAGGACGUGGGCAAUGUCUUCAUCAUCGGUGAGACGGAUGGAAUUGUGCGCACCUUUGACCUCUUCACAGCAUACAAGCCAGGGUAUUUCGUGGUGGACGUGCUAGCGAGCGAUCUGGCGGGACACAGCGACACAACCACCCUCGGGAUCUACAUCCUGCGUGAUGACCAGCGUGUGAAGAUCGUCAUCAACGAGAUCCCUGAGCAAGUACGCCAGUUCCAGGAGGAGUUUAUCAACCUGCUGUCCAACAUCACCGGGGCCAUCGUCAACACGGACGACGUGCAGUUCCACGUGGAUAAAAAGGGGCGCGUGAACUUCGCUCAGACUGAUAUGCUCGUCCACGUGGUCAACAAGCAGACCAAUCGCAUUCUGGACGUGGAACGGGUAAUCCAGAUGAUUGACGACAACAUGGAGCAGCUCCGGAAUCUCUUCCGGAAUUACAACGUGCUGGACGUGCAGCCCGCCGUGUCCGGGAGAGCCCCAGAUGACCUCACCGCGCUACAGAUGGCAAUCAUUAUCCUGGCUGUGCUGCUGUUCCUGGCUGCCAUGCUCUUCAUCUUCAUGAACUGGUAUUACCGCACAAUACACAAAAGGAAGCUAAAGGCAAUCGUAUCUGGCUCUACAGGCAACCAAGGAUUCAUGGACAUCUUAGACAUGCCCAACACCAACAAGUACUCCUUCGAAGGGGCAAACCCGGUGUGGCUGGACCCGUACUGCCGCAACCUGGAGCUGACCGCGCAGGCAGAGCAUGAGGACGACCUGCCCGAGAACCUGAGUGACAUCACCGACCUGUGGAACAGCCCCGCCCGCACACACGGCACAUUUGGUCGAGAGCCACAGGUGUCCAAGCCUGAGGAUGACCGUUACCUGCGUGCAGCAAUCCAGGAGUAUGACAACAUCGCCAAAUUGGGCCAGAUCAUGAGAGAGGGGCCCAUCAAGGGUUCGCUGCUGAAUGUCAUCCUGGACGAUUAUCUGAGGCUGAAAAAGCUGUUCGCAGCAAGACUGGUCACCAAAUCAACCAGCAAUGGAGACCAGUCCUCUGUGACUGAGCUGAUCCAGAGCGACCUGGAUGAGGACGAGCAGCAGGAACGCAGUCCUGGCCGUGGAGGGACACUGCGCUUCAAACACAAGCUCCCCGUGGAGUUCAAGGGUCCCGACGGGAUCCACACCGUCCACGGCAGCACGGGCACCCUGCUCACCUCCGACCUCAACAGCCUGCCCGAGGAUGACCAGAAGGUGCUGGUGAGGUCCCUGGAGGCCCUGCACAGCGAGAGCGGGCCCUACAGCGAGCGCAAUGCGCGCACAGAGUCCGCCAAGUCAACCCCGCUGCACAAAGCCAAGGAGGGGAUCUCUGGGAGCCCCCUGGAGAUCACGGAGCUAUGACUAGCGGAGGCCUCGCUGGUUUGAUAGGACGGGGGACCCUCCGGCUAGGGGGGUCCAGGACAGUAGGGUUUGUGUGCGGUUCGUGGGAGGGUAAGUUUAAAAAAAAAUGGGGUUGGCACGUGGAGCUAUUGUUGAGAGAAAGCCUGUUGGACGUUUGUGACGGAAAUGCACAUUUCUUAACGCUAGCAGGCAAACUGUUAAGACGACAACACAAACGCUUCCAUGUGCAAACCAGAGAACGAUACUUCAACUAGACUGUGCACAACCAAUCAAACCAGCAAGAGGCCAAACUUAGUUAUUUUAAUUAAUAUUAAGGGUGAACGAGAAUCCCCAAUAGGGGAAGAACCCAUCGAAAAUAGGACAGAUCUCGAGGCAGCAAAUAUAUAAGAUAUCGCUUUGGAGAAAACAUUCAGAAUGGAAAAGACUGACAAGCACAAAUAUAGUGACCAACAAUAAGACCUGAAUAAGCUUCUUUCCAGAGGCUUGAGAAUACGAUUUUAAGAGUCGUUGCCUCCAGCUGCAGUAAAGAGCAGUCCUGAGUUUAUUUUUAUGGGACCUGGUUUUCAGUGCAGGGAUUAAACGCAGAACUGCAAAUCUGGAUUGCCGUGCUUGGUAGGAAAAAGUUGUCUAUACUAAAGAUUAUGGUUUAAUAAAACUGGGCUUGACUGUUGCAACACCCAGUAGUUGUUGGACCUUGAUGCUAUGAGAAGAUCAACUUGAGAUCAAGCAAUUUUAUUUGACUAUCUCUGCAUACAUUUAAGAAUAAUGAAGCAUUUUUAUCCAAAUCUCAUCGCGACAUAAGGACAGUUAUUCUCCUCACCACCAUUUCUUUUGGUAAUUUCUAUUUAUUUAUUUUUAAAUAAGCUAUAUUUAAAAGACCAAAACAGAGAUUUAAUUUUU
Molecule: messenger RNA, 11008 nt
Organism: Polyodon spathula (Mississippi paddlefish)
Lineage: Eukaryota; Metazoa; Chordata; Actinopteri; Acipenseriformes; Polyodontidae
Product: cadherin-23-like
Exons: 67
Coding region: 17-10108 (3363 amino acids)
Biological process (GO): homophilic cell-cell adhesion
Cellular component (GO): plasma membrane; cell-cell junction; catenin complex
Molecular function (GO): cadherin binding; calcium ion binding
Source: RefSeq, a predicted model, not a curated record